This is a messenger RNA of Entrophospora candida, 276 nucleotides long. The record is from the annotation of a GenBank genome assembly. NCBI's taxonomy places the organism in Eukaryota, Fungi, Glomeromycota, Glomeromycetes, Entrophosporales, Entrophosporaceae.
AUGAAAAAAAAGGUUGACAAGGGUAAAAAGGUUAACAAGGACAUAGAAGUUGAAAAGGUUAAAGAGGUUGACAAGGUUAAAAAUAUUAGAGAUAACUCGAUCACUUUUAGAAUUAGAAGAUUUAAAGAAAAUCUCGCAAUGCGUCUCAACAAAGAUGUUGUCUUUGUAUUUGCUAUGAGAACUACAUAUGAUGGAAAUCGUUCUAAUGGGUUUGCAUUAAUAUACGAAAAUGCUGAAUUUGCUAAAAAAUAUGAACCUCGACACAGGGUUAAAAAA